CUCAUUUUUUUUUUUAGAUAAACUUACUAUUCUCAUUUAUUUUUGAACCAUAAAACUCACUUUUCUCACAAUUUUUGAGCAACUGACUUGCGCCCAUGUCUGUAUUUUGAUUAAUUUGUAUGUUUAUUUUCAAUUUAUUUGUAAUAUUUUUAAUUCUGAUCUAUUGGCCUUUUAUUACUCUAAAUCUAAUUAGGAAUAGCAUUACAUUAGCAAUGAAACCACCAAAAAGAGGAAUAACAAAACCUGCGAGAUAUCAAACUACAGAAUCCUCAGAUGAUAGUGAAAAUGUAACUAUAGAGAAAUACGAUUUAACCAAAGACGAAGUUCACAAUGAGGUGGAAAGUGAUGUACUAGCACUAAGUCAAGUUUUCGUUGAGACACAGCAUGUACUGAAUAAAAAAAGAUGAUGAAAAUAACUCACUUCUUUUAAAUCGUAAUCAAUUACCAAACAAUAAAUCAUCUAUUCGAUCUCACGUGAUAUUAGAUUUUCCACUCGAAAAUUUAAAAGCUUCAUCAUCUAGUUAUCACAAUGAACCAACAAUCUCAAAGCAACAUGAUAUGUCUCAUUUCAAUGUAUUGUACAAUGAUUCUGUGGCCUCAACGUCUUCAACGGUAAUUUCUAAUGCUCAAUAUGAACCAACAAACUCAAGCUUGGUAUCUUAUCAAUCAGAAACAUACAAAGAAGAUGAACUUUGUACUAAAAAAGGUGUGAAAAAUAUUGAUAACCAACACUAUGAUUACUUGAGCAAUAAACGGCCAGAAACCACAUUAAAAAUUUAUGAACGAAAUAAUACAUCAAAGUUACAUUUGUACAAUAAAUUACAAACAGACAAUGAAAAUGUACCUGAAAAAAUAUAUUACAAUUUGGAUGCCAAAAAACUUGUGGACAAACGAACAAAAACAGAAGUUAAGGUUCAUUCUCCAGUAUAUACUCCAGCAGAAAAAAAAGAUAUUGAAUUUACCUCACAUAUAGCUGAAGAUUUUCGUCGGUUAUAUAAAUGGAUGGAUACAAGAUUUGCAAAUAUCGAAGAAAUUAUACAAAAUUCUUUAAAAUCACAAAAGAAGAAAAAAUGUUGGUCCAAACCUUCAUUUCUUCCCUUUACAAGUGAAGAAGAAGUUUUGCAAUUUGAUAAUGUAAAAGAGUCAAUUUAUAACGAAGUUGUUUGUUAUUUACAAUAUAUUGGAGGAUUUUCAUUAAAAGAAGCAUUAAAUUUAUGCUUAAAAGAAACGGUCGAAGACGAAGUUAUGUCUUCUUUUACUUUCUAUGGCAAUAAAGAAGAAGGAAUUUAUUCAUUUUUUAAAACAAAACUUUGCUCAGCCAUUCAAGAAGCACUCUCCGAGAAUAAACAUUUUCAGAUACAAAGUGGUACGGAGUUCCGUCACGAUAUGAUUGAAGCCAUUCGUAACGCUAAACAACGUAAAAGAAAUACAAUCAAUAAAAAGGAAAAUAGAGGGAAACGUUAUAUCAGAGAAGAAGAAAUGCAAAGAAUUUUUAUGCAGCGUCAACAAAAGCAUUUGCGAAAAGAGUAAUAAUAUAGAAAAGUCAAGAGAAAUGAUAUAGAAAAAAG
Molecule: messenger RNA, 1568 nt
Organism: Solenopsis invicta (red fire ant)
Lineage: Eukaryota; Metazoa; Arthropoda; Insecta; Hymenoptera; Formicidae
Exons: 6
Coding region: 559-1530 (323 amino acids)
Source: RefSeq, a predicted model, not a curated record